UUUUGUUUUUCCCAAACCCCAAGAACCCAAAAACAUAAAAUAUCAAUCAAAAUCAUUAAAAUCACAAAACUCAAAUUAAAUUCCUCAAAUACCCUCCCCAUUCCAACAAAAUUACACUCCUUGACCUCAAAAGAAACCGAGUGACUAGACUGAGUCUGACCAAACAAAAACAACAGAACACAGUUCACAGACUCAGUAGUAGCUCCAUGAAAGUCAUUUAACUCAGUCAGUACUUUGUUAUAAUUAUAAUUAUAAUUAUUACCACCUCAUGCAAUUGCACAAACCCCAAGAUUCUCAGACCACUUAUAGAAUUCUUCACUGUACUGUCCUUUUUCCGGAAAUUUUUUCAUUUCUCCAGGUCCACUUGCAUUUCUGUCAGUUUCUUUUGAUCAUAGUAAUAAUUAUAGAAUUGUUUUUAACUCUGUUCUUCAUCAACCAUCGCUUUAAUUCUGCUUUUUAACCAUACCCAGAAGUUUUUUUGCAGAGAUCCUCUUAGUUGAUCAAUAAUGAAGAGAAAGCGCUUAGAUGAAUCCGACCAUCCGUUUGAUGCGUAUGCUUUUGAGGCCUUAUGCUGUGGCUCGUGGCAGAAUGUGGAGUUUCUAGAGAUUAGAGAUGGGGGUUUAACUUUUCAUUUUGCCGAUAGUCGUUAUGCGAUUGACAGGAAGGAUCCUUACUCUGACUUUCGUCUAAGGUCAAGGAAAGCAACAAUAUCUGAUUGCACUUGCUUUUUGAGGCGUGGGAUUGAUAUUUGUGUUCUUUCAUCUACCGAGGAUGAAGAACAUUUGGAAAAUUCAGAGGUGUGGACUGAUGCUAGAAUAAAUUCUAUUGAAAGGAAGCCUCAUGAACCGAAUUGUGAAUGCAAGAUUUUUAUUAAACGCCAUAUUAACCAAGGACCUCUCGGGUCAGAGAGAGUAAAACUUAGCAAAGACAUUGAAGAAGUAGGAAUAGACCGAAUUCGCCUCCUCCAGAGGCUCGAUAAACCUCCUUGUGAAGGCGAGUUCUACCGAUGGCAGUUCUCUCAAGACUGUUCUAAUGUACAAAGAACUAAACUGUUUAUCGGGAAGUUCUGCUCUGACAUUACGUGGUUACUUGUGGCAUCUGUUUUUGCACAAUUUGCAUUUGAUGUGAGAUCCGUUCAAAAUAAAAUCGUAUAUCAAAUUUUGGGUAAUGAUGAAAAUUGCUCGUCGUUAAAAUCAAACAAUCAGUUGAAGGCCUUAAGUUUCAGAGUAGAGAAUGAUAUUUUAACACCGCUUGUUCUUCAUUUUUCUCCUGAUGAGGUAAGUAAGCUUGAACCGGUUUCUGACAUCCAUGGAGAGGAUUCAGAUGAACUAUAUAGUGUUACGAACUUGCGGCGAUCUAAGCGUCGAAAUGUCCAACCAGAUCGUUUUCUUGGCUGUGAUCUUCCUGCCGAUGUGGGAUGGGUCCGAUGUAUGCCAUACACGCCAGACAAAUGGAAGGAAGAGGAAAUGUUCUUACCACUGUCAUUACUAUUUGGUCAAAAUGCAGAUUCAUCCCCAGAGCAAACAGAGGAAGAAAUUGAAGAACCUGACGACAUUCCUCUAUCCAAAUUCAAGAAGAAAUCAAGUAAGGUUAAUCGGAGGGAACCGAAAAAUAAACUUGCUAUAGUUCCUGUUCCUGCUGAAAGUGAUCCUGAACCUUCAGAAGAACUGAAUUCACCAGAAAAGUCUUCCAGAGGCAAUUUACGAAAGACCAUUGAUGAUAACUCAUUUGAUUAUUAUAGAACAAGAAGUUCCCCAGCAGCACGAAAAAUUAGUAGUUAUAUGUUAGAUGGUAUGGUUGUUGAAACUACCAAAUGGAGGGGAAGACCGCCAAAGACGAAAUUUCCAAACUGGAGCUACCGUCGUUCUGCACCUCUAAAGAGGAAUGAUUUCGGUGAGCCACUGAGAUAUAGGAAGACAACAUUAAGUGCAGGUGCAUACAAUAAACUCAUAAGAUCGUACAUGAAGAAUAUUGAUUCCACGAUCUCAUCAAAGGAGGAAACACAAGUCAUUGAUCAAUGGGAGGAAUUUAAAGCAAAGAGUCGUUCGAACCAAACAGAGAAAACGGAGCCGUCGCCAACUGAAGAUGAGGAUGAAGAAUCUGAAACUGAAAUGUUGUGGAAAGAAAUGGAAUUAUGUUUGGCAUCAACUUAUCUUCUUGAUGAACAUGAUGAGGUUCGAAUUUCGACUGAGAACAUGCAAAAUUCAGAUGAGAAUUGCGAGCAUGAAUUCAAGCUGGAUGAAGAAAUUGGGAUAUUAUGCCACUUAUGCGGCUUUGUGAGCACUGAAGUAAAAUUUGUUUCUGCACCAUUUGCGGAAAAUGUAGGCUGGGCUGCGGAAAGGAGGUCAUUCACCGAGGAAGAUUCAGUUAAGCCAACCCAAGAUGAUGGCUUAAAUAUUUUUGACAAGUUUGUGUCUGUCGGUGAAGAUGUGUCUUUGCCAGAAGAUAAUAAUACUGCAUGGGCUUUAAUCCCAGAUCUUAGGAUGAAGUUACAUGUGCACCAGAAAAAAGCUUUCGAGUUCUUGUGGAAAAAUGUUGCCGGGUCUAUUAUUCCUGCAGAAAUGGAGAAUACAUCGAAAAAAAUAGGUGGCUGUGUCGUGUCUCAUACUCCCGGAGCUGGGAAAACUUUUCUCAUUAUUGCGUUCCUGACUAGCUACUUGAAGUUGUUUCCGGGAAAACGACCUUUAGUCCUUGCGCCGAAGACAACACUCUAUACAUGGUACAAGGAGUUUAUUAAGUGGAAAAUUCCAGUUCCGGUUCAUCUAAUACACGGCCGCAAAUCCUAUCAUAACUUCAGGGAUAAGACGGUGGCAUUUCGAGGAGGUCCAAAACCCAGUCAAGAUGUUAUGCAUGUUUUGGACUGCUUGGAGAAAAUUCAGAAGUGGCAUGCACAACCAAGUGUUCUGGUUAUGGGUUAUACUUCAUUUCUGACAUUGAUGCGUGAAGAUUCAAAGUUUGAUCACAGAAUAUAUUUAGCUAAAGUGUUGAGGGAAAGUCCGGGGCUCUUGAUAUUAGACGAAGGACACAACCCGAGAAGUACGAAAUCAAGGUUAAGGAAGGUCUUGAUGAAAGUUCAAACUGAUCUUAGAAUAUUACUUUCUGGUACGGUGUUUCAGAAUAAUUUCUGUGAGUAUUUCAACACCCUUUGUCUGGCAAGACCAAAAUUUAUUAGAGAAGUUCUGAAGGCGUUGGACCCGAAAUUUAAGCGAAAAAAGAAAGGGGAGGAGAAGGCUCGUCAUUUGCUAGAAUCUCGAGCAAGGAAAUUUUUCUUAGAUAACAUAGCAAGAAAAAUCGAUAAUACGGAUGAUCCUGACGAAAGAAUGGAGGGAAUAAAUAUGCUCAGAAAAAUCACUAGUGGGUUCAUUGAUGUGUAUGAAGGUGGACCUGCCGAUGGUCUUCCGGGUUUACAAAUCUACACCAUAUUGAUGAAUUCAACAGAUAUCCAACAUGAGAUUUUGGUGAAACUUCACAAGAUUAUGGCUACAUAUCACGGAUACCCGUUAGAACUCGAGCUUUUGAUAACACUUGCAGCUAUACAUCCGUGGCUUAUCAAAACUUCCAACUGUGUGAACAAAUUCUUUUCUGGUGAUGAAUUGGAUCAAAUUGAGAAGCUCAAGUAUGAUUUCAAGAAAGGGUCGAAAGUGAUGUUUGUCUUGAAUCUCGUGUACCGUAUAGUCAAAAAGGAGAAAGUUCUGAUCUUUUGCCACAACAUUGCGCCCAUUAAUACAUUUGUUGGCUUAUUUGAGAACGUCUUUCGGUGGCAAAAGGGUAGAGAAAUUAUGGUCCUGACAGGGGAUCUAGAGCUGUUUGAACGAGGAAAAAUUAUUGACAAGUUUGAGGAACCCGGGAGUCCUUCAAGAGUACUUCUUGCAUCGAUCACAGCUUGCGCUGAAGGGAUUAGUUUGACAGCAGCUUCAAGAGUAAUCUUGUUGGAUUCCGAGUGGAAUCCUUCCAAGACGAAACAGGCUAUUGCGAGGGCCUUCCGUCCCGGCCAACAAAAAGUGGUCUAUGUUUAUCAGCUCCUCGCAACCGGUACACUUGAAGAAGACAAGUAUAGCAGAACAACAUGGAAGGAGUGGGUGUCUAGCAUGAUAUUCAGCGAGGCAUUUGUCGAGGAUCCUUCUCGUUGGCAAGCCGAAAAAAUUGAAGAUGAUGUGUUAAGAGAAAUGGUGGAGGAAGAUCGCGUUAAGUCUUUCCAUAUGAUAAUGAAGAACGAGAAGGCUUCAACAGGAUGAUUGAAUUCUUCGCUUUUCAAUCAAAACAUAUGUCUGCUUAGGUUUGCUGGAAACUGGAAGAUUUUAAUAAUUGCAGCAAUGUAACUGAAUAGCAUAAUAUUAUGCUGAGUCGGGCCAUAAAUUUUUUCGAAGUAAGCUCUCUGUCCAGCUCUUUUUCCCCCUUCAACUCUCUGAAAAAUAACUAUUAAUAACUUAAUUGUACUUGAAUAAACCAUGUUUAAUCAUUAUUUAUUAGUUUUUAGUAGCAAAAUUUUGUUCAUUGUCUUACUCAAGCCUGCCUUUAUCAUAAAGUUUGUCAUUCAUUUGGUAAAGUAUAGUAGAUAAGAUCUCAUUAUUAUU
Molecule: messenger RNA, 4574 nt
Organism: Mercurialis annua (annual mercury)
Lineage: Eukaryota; Viridiplantae; Streptophyta; Magnoliopsida; Malpighiales; Euphorbiaceae
Product: SNF2 domain-containing protein CLASSY 2-like
Exons: 7
Coding region: 507-4235 (1242 amino acids)
Biological process (GO): gene silencing by siRNA-directed DNA methylation
Molecular function (GO): ATP-dependent chromatin remodeler activity; ATP binding
Source: RefSeq, a predicted model, not a curated record